Messenger RNA from Colletotrichum godetiae, 1032 nucleotides. RefSeq lists its product as uncharacterized. Gene Ontology annotation, cellular component: transcription regulator complex. Lineage: Eukaryota; Fungi; Ascomycota; Sordariomycetes; Glomerellales; Glomerellaceae. The record is from RefSeq and is a predicted model, not a curated record. The transcript has 3 exons. The coding region runs from base 1 to 1032 and encodes 343 amino acids. Gene Ontology annotation, biological process: positive regulation of cellular response to amino acid starvation. Gene Ontology annotation, molecular function: DNA-binding transcription factor activity, RNA polymerase II-specific; RNA polymerase II cis-regulatory region sequence-specific DNA binding.
AUGGCUUCCCUCCAGUUCACCCAGCCUGCCGGCACAUCCCGCGCAACAGCCUCAGUUCAGUCCAACGGAACAGUCUCCCCAGCAGGACUUCGUCUUAACCCUCAAAGCCGCGUUCAUUUUCAACAGAAGCAUCGUCUAGCCCAGAUCCAAGCUUCCGGAUCCCACUCUCGGUCAUCUUCAGUGUACUCCCCUGCUCAAUCAGCCCAAUUCUACGCUUCGUCUGCUCCGUCAUCUUCAGCUGCUCUGAAUCGCCGCCAGCGUCCUCCUGUGCCACUGUUCGCUCAAAGUCUUCAGGGUACAACCAACAAGAUGGAUAUCCAAGACCUUGACUUGGAGGAUUUCACCGGCUUCGAGGGUGGUGCUUCCACCACAUACUCGUCGCCUGCAAUGCCCUCGGUCUUCGACGUCGGUCCUACCAAUCUAGGCACCGUUUCUCCACAGGACCUGCUCAUCCAGGAGCCCUUCAUGUCUGCUCCGAACUCAACAGCUUUGACUGCCCUUACAUCGCCGUCGAUCUACAAUGAGUCGCCAGACUUCAACGAUGGCUAUGAUGUCUCUCCCAGCUUUGACUCGGGCGAUUUUGGAUCAGCAGACUUUGACCACACCGCUGGUGAUCCUUGGUUCCCCCUCUUUCCCCAGGAGUCCACCUCCGUCACGAAAGACGCUGCCGGCGUCGAGGGAACCCAGAAGCUGCAGACUGAUCAGUCUCCUGCGCUCAAUGCUGAUGACCUGGAGGUGGUCGAAUUUACUUCUACUACGGGUCGCCGGAAGUCUGUCAACUCUUCCCCAACUGGGUCCGCUCGUCACUCGUCGGUGUCGGGUGUGAACUCCCGUCGACGAGACAAGCCACUGCCUCCUAUCAUUGUUGAGGAUCCGAAUGACACCACCGCCAUGAAGCGUGCUCGCAAUACUUUGGCUGCACGCAAGUCUCGUGAGCGCAAGGCCCAACGGUUUGAAGAUUUGGAGGAGAAGAUUCGUAAGCUUGAAGAAGAGCGUGACCACUGGAAGAGCAUUGCUCUGGGUCGAUCUUGA